AUACUAUUUAAAAGCAACUCUUCUAUGAACUUGUCACUUCAUCAAUCGUGAAGACACUGGUCGGAUCCUCAUAAUAUUGACACCCGUAUUCGUACAAAGGUUACCAAGAUGAAGUGGCUUGCACUUAUUUCAUUCGCACUCGCCGUCCUCCUGGUUGGAGUUCACUGCACCGAAGACGAGGCUCUCAAAGAUAGCAUUCAAAGAGAAGUGAGAGAUGUCAGCGGCAACAGUGAAGAACACGAGAGGCACAGACGAGCAUGCCCGUGGUGUGUUCUCCCGGGUUUCAUAAGGAUGUGGGAAGACGCAGGAAAACCUGGCCUAAAACCAACUAUCAAAGAUUGUUUGACCUCGCAACAGGCGGCCUUCAGGAAAAGGAUAGAGGAUGCCAAAAAGGCCGCUCAAAGUGCUGGCGACGAGGAGGAAGAUUCCAAUCUGUCUACCGAAGCCUUCGAAGAUUUCGCGGACACAGUGGCUGCUCUCUACGAGGAUUUGAAAAAGAAUAGCAAGACAAUGAGUGACGCACAGAUCAAGGACAAGAUUCUGGCCCUCUUUGGUUAAAAAAUGGCUUCCAAGAAUGAACUAGCUGAUACAUGUAGUGUGACUGUAUUAAUUGCCCAACAUGAAUGAAGAACUGGAUCAUCGUUUUAUCACCAUAUUGUGCCAAAUCGUUCUGUUUUUGGAAUAUUUAACUGUAGAAUUCAUUAGAUUAGUAAAAGCAUGAAAAAUGAA
This is a messenger RNA of Lineus longissimus, 729 nucleotides long. RefSeq lists its product as uncharacterized. The transcript has 5 exons. The coding region runs from base 109 to 558 and encodes 149 amino acids. NCBI's taxonomy places the organism in Eukaryota, Metazoa, Nemertea, Pilidiophora, Heteronemertea, Lineidae. The record is from RefSeq and is a predicted model, not a curated record.